GCUAUAUCUAGAAAUGAGGAAAGAGUUUUUUAUUUGGGAAAGGGCGAAAAGAUAGUAUAAGGAAUAAGUGAGUGAAACAUGCCCAUAUAUUGAAAUAUAAACCCCACACAGGCAACCAGCCAAGUAUUAAAAAAAACAAAUGGUCACGAAAAGAAAUACAUAUCAGCACGUGAGAUAGCCUACUGGAGUUUAUUGUGGAUUUUUUUCCCGGACAAUCAACGUCUGUGUCUUAAUUGUAUAAAGGAAAAAAAGUCAGAUAUCAUGAUGGUUGACGUUUGGAGAUCUUUAAUUCCAUUCACAGCUCGGCACAGGAAGUGAUCUAAUGACAGUGUCCCCGGAAGCUUCUCUGGCUCCAAUGUGAAAGUAAGACCUAAAAUAGCGGCAGAAAAUUUGUUUAUUUACACAUGAAACAGACUUUCGAAAUCUGACGGGAUGCCUCCACGUGUCGAUGACGUCAUGCAGCUGUGCUGCAAGCUUUCGGACAAUCAGCGCAUAAAAGCAGCGGUGAAGCAUUCUGGAAAAGGGGCUAUGAUGGCUGGGGCUAUUGCAUUUGCAGGAGGGCUGGUGGGGGGCCCUCCGGGAAUAGCGGUUGGCGGUGCGGUGGGCGGGUCGCUGGGAUACUGGAAGACCAGAGGACAGUUCAAGCCACUUCCCCAGAUCAUCAUGGAGCUGCCCAUGCAGGAGCAGCAGAAGCUGUAUGCAGACAUCAUGGCCGUCCUGGGCUCGCUCGACUGGACGGACGCGGCGCAGCUGACAGCGCUCGUCAUGGGCAACGCCACGCUCCAGCAGCAGGUGACGGCCGCCCUGCUCGGCUACGUGACCCAGACUCUCCGGGCAGAGGUGCAGUACGAGGACUGACCUCGCUGGAUGUGGCUCCUCUUUGGUUUCUCUUCUGGGAAGAUGUUCACUCUGUGUAUAAAGGCAAAACCAAUGCAAGCUCCAUCACAUGAAAUGUUGAUCAAGGAAAUAACACUUAAUGAUAGUAUGAAUUCUUGGCCGUCUUCUGCAUGUAUCACUCCAUACUCCUACUUUGAUUUGACACUCCAGCACAGCACAUGCAGGCCAGCAGCAAUAUGACUGCAGCCUGUGGCUAAUUAUGGACAUACAACCCCAACUGGCCAGUUUUCCUCAAUGAAACUCAACUGGAAUUGACAAUCGUAGUUUAUUGUAAGAAUAACAAUUAUUGUAAACAACUUGGUUAGAUGGCAAGUUCUCAAAACUCUAGUUGAAAAUCCGCAUAUAAGGAACAAUCAAGUAAUCUUCUUACCUGUGCUGUUUGAAUUAGCAGUGGUGGUAAAAUAUGAAGGUGUAUAUGACAUCAUAUGAAGUGUAUAUGGCCUCAAGGGAGGGGAGCAUCUUGUUUAGCUCAUUGAUCUCAUGAACAGUUUCUUGCAAAAUGGCUUUUUUGUACAAGUCUGGUGAUCAGCAGAUUUGGGUAGGGGGUCCAAUGAGCAGACCGUAUAGUCGAUAACCAAACCCUGAUGGAACAAGGGCCAUAGUAAAAAAAAUAAUAAAUAAUUCAAAUACGCACAUGUCAGACAAGUUUUGGCCAAGGGGAUGUCAGAGGUUUUUGUCCAUAAGAGAAAAGAAACUGAAUAGCUGGUUGUGCCUUUGGACAGUUUAUUGCUUUGUCAGUGCCUAAUUUAACAUUUACAGUCAUUGUAUACAGUGGGGACAUUAUUAUACUGAGGUAAAUAAAUCAUGUGUCUGCAAUAAAAUAUGGUUUUUGAAAACUAUUAAUUCACA
Messenger RNA from Paramormyrops kingsleyae, 1746 nucleotides. RefSeq names its product protein C19orf12 homolog. Lineage: Eukaryota; Metazoa; Chordata; Actinopteri; Osteoglossiformes; Mormyridae. The record is from RefSeq and is a predicted model, not a curated record.